Messenger RNA from Tetrahymena thermophila SB210, 150 nucleotides. RefSeq lists its product as hypothetical. The transcript has a single exon. NCBI's taxonomy places the organism in Eukaryota, Ciliophora, Oligohymenophorea, Hymenostomatida, Tetrahymenidae. The record is from RefSeq and is a predicted model, not a curated record.
AUGUCUUAGUAAACAUUCUUUAUCAAAAUUAUAAAGAAAUCUUCCUGCAAAGAACUUUAAGAUAUAAACUUCAAAAAGAAACCUAAAAAGACUAGCAAAUUAAAUACACUGUUAACUAAAGCUAGAACUGAAGGAAUUGUUGGAUAUUGA